UUCAUGGAUUCCUCAUCUUCUUCAUCAUCACUACCCAUCACGAGAGAAGAGUUCAAUGCUUUCCACAGUUUUGACAGAGCGCUUUUCACUCGUAUUGUCGUAAGUCUAAAAGAAGACAUUACCCAGUCUUUUCAGGUCAUGUCCUUUCUAAUCUAUCUCGAUAGAAGUGUUUGCGGGAGCAAACUAAUCAGCAAUCUUGUUUCUUUACCUGACCAUUCCAUCAACACCGUCGUUGACGAGGUCCAGAUAUGUCGACGUUGCUUGUCCUACACACAUUUCCCAACGUUCCUGGCCAGCAUGGGGAGCAUCAACGCCGCAUCCAUACCUUGGAUCAGGCGUAUGACCGGAGAGAAGUUGACUCUCGCAGUCAUCCACCUGAAUCGCAACGAAAUUAUCCUUGAGAUGACAGAUAUUUUAAACACUAUAUGCUACCCAGCUUUCGAGGAUAUAUGCGUUCUCUUUGAGACGCACAAGGAGAGGAAGUUUAUUCAGUUCUUGUGUGGUCAACAAGGAACAAGUAAUCGUGUAGCAGCAGGAACAAGCAACGUUGAGGGUCAGCACGUAAGGGCAGAUGACAGGACUAUCUUCCUCAAAUUUUCUAAAGGAUACCCGAUCUCUGAAGCAGAAGUGCAUGAUUACUUCACCAGGAGAUUUGGAGAUAUUGUAGAAGCAAUACACAUGGGUGGAGGGAAAAGGAAGGACCAAGCGAUGUAUGCAUGCAUGGUGUUACGUUCUGCCGCCAAGAUUCCAGAGAUUGUAAGCGAUGGGCUUGACAGGACCAAAUUCACCAUUAAUGGAAAAUAUUUCUGGGCUCGAAGAUUCAUUCCCAAUCGCAAAAUCCGUUAAAUAAUCUUCUUAUUUGAUCUUGAGGAGUUCCAAGGGCAUAUGCAUGUGCCCUCCUCUUAAAUAAACUUGGGACCUAUUUUAUUUUGGAUGGGGGACUUUUAUUUGGUUGGUGAUUGAUAUUUAUCUCAAAACUAUUUAGCAUCGACUCAAAUUUGUUUGUUUACAUCUUUCAAUUUCUAUACUUUUCCCUCUUUAAGCAAUAUAAUCUCCCUUGUCCCCAAUGGCUAUGCUAAUCUCUGCAUCUGCAUGCUGGCCACUCUUGGACCCAAAUGAAUGUUUUGGGAAAUCCUUAUGAAAGGAAAAGACUUUCAGCUGUGAUAAAAUUAACUUACAAAUCUCUCUGUAAACAACACACUAAGCAAAAGCAAACACUCACCUUACACGUUUUCUAUCCUC
Messenger RNA from Brassica napus (rape), 1242 nucleotides. RefSeq lists its product as uncharacterized. The transcript is spliced from 2 exons. The record is from RefSeq and is a predicted model, not a curated record. NCBI's taxonomy places the organism in Eukaryota, Viridiplantae, Streptophyta, Magnoliopsida, Brassicales, Brassicaceae. The coding region runs from base 4 to 846 and encodes 280 amino acids.